CCCUCCUCUGUCUAGAAUCACGGUUGCUCCAGUUGGCUUGGGCGUGCGUGGGUGCAAUAGUGUGCCGUUGUAAUUGGUGAUCGUUCUAAUUGUUGGGCCAGUGAACUGGAAAAGUGUACCAAUUUACGUUACUAAUGCCGUUCGCUGCUCCUGGCUUCAUCAUUUCUGCCGUUCCUCCCGUUGCCUCAUCUUCACGGGCAACCUGUUUUCCACGAGAGCGAUUUUCACCCAAAUCCGGUUCAUGGAGGACGCAUUGGUCUAGGCAUAGAAACGGGUUUAUCGGAAAAAGUUGUUUUGAACUAUGAUCUAGUAACCUUCGCCUAUCUUCGUCGCUCAAAGUUUAGCGUACCCUUUCCGGACGAUCCGACCAGCUAAUAUUAAACGAAAUAGUUCAUUCAGCAGUAUUAUCCAAAAACGGCAUAGAUUUUUUAAACAAAAAUAAUGUCACGUGCCAAAUCGCGCAUCCAAACGGACGUCUGUGGUGACUGUGGCGGUGCAGAUCCAUCGUGGGCGUCGAUCAACCGUGGCAUUCUGCUGUGCGCCGACUGUUGCUCGAUCCAUCGCAGCCUCGGGCGGCACAUUUCCCAGGUGAAAUCGCUCCGCCAGGGCAGCUGGCAGGUGUCGGUGCUGAAUUUCGUCAACCAACUGAAUGCUCACGGUGCCAACAGUGUGUGGGAGCACUUGCUGCUAGACUCGGUGUCGCCGAAGAACCUGAAGCGUAAACCAACACCCAAAGAUGCCGUGCACCCGACGAAGGCGGACUUUAUCCGCGCCAAGCACGUCAACCUGGCGUACGUGCUGAAGCCCAGCUUUCAGGUCGAGGAGGGUAGCAGUUUGGAGCUGGAGCUGAGUAAACAGCUGCACGCCAGCGUGCGGGCGGGAAACUUGGAAACUUCCCUGCGGUUGCUGGUGCAAGGGGCAGACCCGAACUUUUUCCACGAGGAUAAAGGUUCUACGCCAUUGCAUGUGGCCGUAAAGUCUGGCCAACUGUCGCAGAUUGAGCUGUUGCUGGUGUACGGUGCCGACGUUACCGCACACGAUGCCCAGGGCAACAGUCCGCUGGAGUUGGCGCGACAGGCGAAGAACAGCGUCAUCGCCGAACGGCUGCUGGAGGCCAUGUAUGAGGUGACCGAUCGGUUGACGUUCUUUUUGAUCGGUAAAAAACCGAACCAUGCGGCUGGCCAGCAUCUUCUUAUUCCCGAUCAGUCAAAAAAGGAAAUGAGUGAACAGUUGAAAAUUGCACGCGGGAAACUACAGCUCGUCCCGAACCGGAUGUUCGAAGAGCUGGUCAUGGACUUGUACGACGAGGUAGAUCGCCGGGAGACGGAGGCCAUUUGGGCAACCAGUGCACUGAAUCCCGAAUCCGGUGCCGUUCCGUUCCUCCCAACAAAUCCACACCUCAGUGCCACCCGAAAUCAGGGUCGUCAAAAACUGGCCCGCUUCAGUCAGCCAGAAUUCGCUGGAUUGUUGAUGGACGUUCUGCUUGAUGCGCACCGGCGUCAGAAUAUGGCCAAUCUACGCCCAAUCGAUGGUCCGCUUCCGGCGGGUUUGGCGCAGCUGAAGAUUUCCGCCAUGCCGGGUGCCCGCGAUUCGAACCUCUCCGACGACGAACCGCUCUACGAUGCCGUCGCGUCCGACGAUGACUAUGCCGCGCUGGCACCGGUCGCGCAACAGGCCCUAGUGAACAAAUCGUCUCCCGCGGCCGUCUCGAACGUGGAGGUCGAAACGUUGCGUCAGCGAAUACAGGAUCAGGAAUUGACCAUCAACGAGCUGCGCAGCAUGAUACACAGGCUGGCGUCGGAAAACAGUCAGCUCAAGUCGCACUUCGAUACACAGGACCACGAGGUGCAAUUACGGAACGACCCCACACUCUUAAAUGGCGCAACGGGAGUGGUUGAAAGUUCUCCGGAUGCUGCGGUCGGAUCCCGGCAAACGACACCGUCGGCAGCGGCAGUGGCAGCAGCGGCAGCGGCAGCUGCGGCCUACGCAAAACGACCAGUCAGCAUGUACGAAACGCGGCAAGCGCCACGAUCGGACGAGAGUCGACCGCCCAUCACCCAGAGUCUUUACUCGAUGGCGCCGGCCCCGAACCCAGGUGCAGCGGAUACAAUGAUGUCGCACAAUCUCGGACCGGAGGGAAGUUCCUCCGGCGGCGGCCAGAUGCCUCCGUUCGAGGAGGUAAAACAUCGGACGGAUGCGGUGGCUCGCCGCAUCAAGGAACUGUUCGCCGCCAUGAAGGAUCUCGCGCAACGGGAAGCGUUCAUUCCGUGUGCGGAACGGAUACGACUUGCCGUGGUCGACCUGAUGAGUCUCUUUCCCGGUUCGCUGAUCGCGAAUGAGUCCAUCCGCGGUGCACUGCAACAGCUAAACUACCACGCGAACCUCAUUCAGGCCGAGUGCGCCCGGUUGCAGCAGUGUCUGGCGGCUGAAAAUGGGCAGCUUAACGGUGGCGGAUCACCGGGUGGUGCUAGCCAGGGGGUUGGCAAGGGGUUGGGCGAAAGCAUCCAGCAGAGCAUGGAGCAGGUACGCGGCUGUGCGUACGAGCUGGCGAUGUCAACGAAAAUACUCAUCACCCACGUGCAGCAGUCCUAAGGGACGAAACAAUCAUGAUGCAUCGAAAGCCUCGAGGCUUACCAGUAGCAGGAUGGAACACCACACUAAUGUAUUUACACUAUUCAAGCCCAGAUCUUAGGACCCUGCAUUGGUUUUUGUGUACUCCAACCUUUAAUGGAUGAAAAGUUUGAAGAUUCUUUUCCAGGUUUGCCUUAAUGGAAUAUAGCAGCAUUUUAAUUUCCUAUUUUAAUUUUCAUUUAUGUUCCACAUCCUAUUAAAUCAGUUUAACUUGUCAUAUUCAACCCAGAGUCGUAACCCGUACAGUAUUUAUCCGCCGACUUUCAGAAGCCUUUGGCUCGAACGCAAUUAAUGUUAUUAAAAACCACGUGGGACCGGAGCAAUCGUUUGCAAUAUGAUUUUAGCAGACACAAAAUAUACACGUAACAAAAUAUAUUCAUAUAUACAUAUAUACAUAUACAAAAAUAUAUACAUAAAAAAGUGCCAAAAUAACAGAGGAAUAAUAUUGCCCCUAGGUUUUACUGACACAAUUAAUGCGAGCACCAAACCCAAUCGCUCAACAAACGACAAAUAAACUCAUUGUUGGCUACAGCGGGACGCGACAGUAGAUCGUUUACUUAACGAUCGUCCUUCCCUAACGAUUCUAAGGUUGAUAGAGUUCUCUCGUUUGUAUAAUCGUGGACCAUUUUUUAUGAAAUUUUACAUUAAACUAAAACCUAACGAGGUUGCAAUAACCGAUCGGCAGUGAGUGAUGUGAAGUGUUUCGUGUUCGUUUUUAUCCAGUACUAAAAACAAUCAGAACAAAGUGUACUCUAACAAGGAGUUUGAUACAGUUAGAGGAACUAGGAAUGUUUGUAUGUGCCCACCCUGAUGUGCAAGUUCAUAGAGAUUUUUUUAAAAAGUAUAUAACGUUCCCCAGUUUGGGUCGUCAGUAUAUUGCAGCUAUUUAUCGGCUAUUCGAAACACGCGGAUGCUGAAACCAUAACGAUGUUAAUAAAACUAAACAUAAA
Messenger RNA from Anopheles coustani, 3581 nucleotides. It is a transcript of the gene Git, whose product is annotated as ARF GTPase-activating protein Git. Gene Ontology annotation, molecular function: GTPase activator activity; protein binding. The record is from RefSeq and is a predicted model, not a curated record. Lineage: Eukaryota; Metazoa; Arthropoda; Insecta; Diptera; Culicidae. The transcript is spliced from 6 exons. Bases 442 to 2592 code for a protein of 716 amino acids. Gene Ontology annotation, biological process: regulation of ARF protein signal transduction; brain development.